Molecule: messenger RNA, 1382 nt
Organism: Cokeromyces recurvatus
Lineage: Eukaryota; Fungi; Mucoromycota; Mucoromycetes; Mucorales; Mucoraceae
Exons: 3
Coding region: 393-1211 (272 amino acids)
Source: RefSeq, a predicted model, not a curated record
AUUUUGACGUCUUUAUGUGCCUCAAGAAUAAAUAAAUAAAUAAAGGAAAUCCAUAUUUAAAUGUUAAACACUCAAUUACGUUUUUCUGUUAUAACACACUCUUAUUUUUUGUAAGCAUAUAACAUUCACUACUACUGCUGCUGCUGCUGCUGCUAUUACUGCUGCUGCUACAACUACUACUGCUGCUACUACAACUACCACUACUGCUACUACCACUACUACUACCACUACUACUACCACUACUAUUGUUGUUGAUGUGCAACCUUACUAUUUUUAAUUAUUUCAAAGUUUGGAUCUUUUUUUUUAUUAUAAUUAUUAUUAUUUUUUAAGAAAAAAUUUUUUUUAUUUAUUUCUAUUUUAGCCAAACUUAUUUUUAUCUUUAUUAUAUAAUAAUGGUAAAAUAUCGUACAGGAAAGCAAAGAGGAUAUGGAUUUAACAAGACAAGAAUAGUCAGGGAAUACAACGGUAAUAAUAGCAACUAUGAGCACUAUAAUAACAGCAGCUAUGAGCGCUAUAAUAACAGCAACUAUGAGCACUAUAAUAACAGCAACUAUGGGCACUAUAAUAACAGUCAUAACAAUGUUCAAGAAGGAAAUACAAUAGAAGAGGAAGUUUUUAUUGUGAGAAAUGAAUCUAAUGUAAAUUUUAUACCACCUACACCCUCCUUUAAACAAGCUUCUUCAUUUUCUAUGACACAAUUGAUGAAUAAUAAUAAUAAUUCUAUACAAGAUUUUAAUACUCGGCCGUCAAAAGACAUUAAUGAGGACGAACAAGCUGGAUUCUUUUUUGAUUUAUCAGCACAACAAAAUACAGAAAAUAAUAGAGGAUUAGGUUACAAUAAAACUGAUAAAAAACAGGCUGCUUUCUUAAAACAUAAAAAGAAAAUCAUUCAAGAUGAGAAUGUAUAUAUUGAUGAUGAUGAUGAAAAUGAUGAUGUGUUAUCCAUUAGUAGCAGCGAGGAUAUUGAAAUUAUCAAAGGCCUAUCUCAUUGGGCUAAUAAAGAUAUUUUGAGAGAUGAAGCUAAUGAUAAUAGUGAAAGUAUCGAUGCUAUUAAUCAAGACAACCAGUUUGAGAUGGGCGAUUUAAUCCAGAUGCUUAAAACAAUGCUUAUUAGUGAUAUUUGUGAUAAUGAGAAACCAAGAGUAAAUACGCAAAAUACAUUCAGGAGUAAUAGAAAAUCAAAUCCUCCACCCAUGUCGAUUAAGAAGUAGUAAAGUAUACACGUUUAUUAUUGCUAUCAUUUGCUUAUACUAAUAGAAACAUUUAUUUAUAGUAUUACAGAGAAUCUUAUUAAAAAUAAGGAUAUAAAAACGCUUCGAUUACAUAAUGUGACGCCUUUUGGUCUUAAUACAAUCAUCCCAGAACUAGCUGAACUCUAUAAG